Messenger RNA from Camellia sinensis, 1279 nucleotides. NCBI's taxonomy places the organism in Eukaryota, Viridiplantae, Streptophyta, Magnoliopsida, Ericales, Theaceae. The record is from RefSeq and is a predicted model, not a curated record.
AAAGGGCAAUGCCCAUUUUCUCUCUCCUCCGCCAAAAUCGUCAUCGGACAACAUAGAAAGAGAAUCUCCUGUCGUCAAACCCAGGGAGAGGAGAAACCCCACCAAAACCCUUUACUAUAUCUCAGAUCGGCCAUGGCUUCAUCCAAACAGCGCGAUAACUUCGUCUACAUCGCCAAGCUCGCCGAACAGGCCGAGCGCUACGAUGAAAUGGUUGAUUCGAUGAAGAAUGUUGCGAAUCUGGACGUAGCAUUGACGGUUGAGGAAAGAAAUUUGCUCUCUGUUGGAUACAAGAAUGUGAUCGGGGCUCGGAGAGCAUCGUGGAGGAUUCUAUCUUCGAUUGAGCAGAAGGAGGAGUCAAGAGGGAACGAUCUGAACGCCAAGAGGAUCAAGGAGUAUAGACACAAGGUUGAAUCGGAGCUCGCCGACAUUUGCAAAGAUAUCAUGAACGUGAUCGAUGAGCAUCUCAUUCCUUCAUCUUCCAAUGGAGAAUCCACUGUGUUUUACUACAAAAUGAAAGGGGACUAUUAUCGGUAUCUUGCCGAAUUCAAGUCUGGUAAUGAGAGGAAAGAGGUUGCAGAUCUUUCGAUGAAAGCCUAUCAAAAAGCUAUGACUACAGCAGAGGCCGAGUUACCUCCUACUCAUCCCAUCCGGUUGGGUCUGGCUUUAAAUUUCUCGGUCUUCUAUUAUGAGAUUAUGAGUUCACCUGAAAGGGCUUGUCACCUUGCAAAGCAAGCUUUUGAUGAAGCAAUUUCAGAGCUUGAUACUCUGAAUGAGGAGUCAUACAAAGAUAGCACCUUAAUUAUGCAGCUCCUCAGGGAUAAUCUAACCUUGUGGACUUCCGACAUCCCAGAGGAAGGAGAAGAAUCCCGGAAGAUUGAGGGUUCAACCAAGGCUGGUGGGCCUGAGGAUGCAGAGUGAAGCAGUUGGAACCUUGUUGUUCCAUUCUGAUGUUUGGUUUCUCAUUUAAUAUUUGGCUUUUAUCUUUCGCAGUGAAGCAGAUAGAACCUUGAGUCCAAGAGAGGGACAAGGCCCUACACCCUGGGGUUGUCUGUGUGCUGUUAUUAUAUAUUUUUUCUUUUUUCUUUUCGGUGUCAUAUUAAAGUGUGUUUGAAUAUAGGCUCGAUUGCUGGACAUGAUCUAUGAUUUGCAUUUUAGAGGUCUUCUUUUAGCCAAUUGAUUGCCACUGUUCGGAUGGAGUUUAUACUGUUUGGUUUUCUCGAGCUUAUAUAUAUUUCAUGUCACUUUUACCGUAUCCUAAUUUUUUUUCCUUCUUAUUGUG